AUGACGGCAGCGGAAGCAAAGUUCUACAGGGAUGGUUACACCCACCGAACGGUGCUCUAUGACAGCAUGCAGGAUGCCAAGGCAGAAUAUGGUGGCUCGCUGAACUUCAGCGCAUAUCGUCAAGGCCGCGACAGACAGUAUCUGGGCGUCAACGGGAAGAAUUACUACGCCAAGCCUUGGGGUAAUGACUCCUCCAACAUCCAGGCGGUGAUCAACGGACCAUCUUACUGGAAGCGCGUGUACUACCGCGAGAACAUCGCUGCACGAUUUGCGCGCGAAGAUGCAGAGGCGGCGGAGCGAAGAGCGCGUGCUGAGGCUGCCGAGGCCUUGGCUACCGGGGCGGGUGAGGCGCCCCCCAGGCGGUCGCAGUCGGAGAGCGUGAUUCAGAAACCCAAGACUCUCGAUGCCAAGGAUGCCUACGCGCACAUCAAGGAUAACAUGAAGCCCUUUGUGGAGAAGCAAGGCAAGCCGCGCAUCAAAGGGUUGGAGGCUGGCGAGCGCCUUCACUUCUUCAACACCUUGCACAACAAGUAUCACAUGAAGGCUGGCGGCAAGAACUUGGAGUGGAACGUCUCCAAGCAGACGCAUCGAAGCACCAAGAACGAGCUGAACUGGAUCUUGUCCAACUACUUCCGGACCGACUCGCAUGCCGUCCUCAAGGGAUCUGGAAAUGACUGA
This is a messenger RNA of Symbiodinium natans, 678 nucleotides long. NCBI's taxonomy places the organism in Eukaryota, Dinophyceae, Suessiales, Symbiodiniaceae. The record is from the annotation of a GenBank genome assembly.